This is a messenger RNA of Canis lupus familiaris (dog), 3120 nucleotides long. RefSeq names its product lymphocyte transmembrane adaptor 1 (gene LAX1). NCBI's taxonomy places the organism in Eukaryota, Metazoa, Chordata, Mammalia, Carnivora, Canidae. Gene Ontology annotation, biological process: immune response; antigen receptor-mediated signaling pathway; intracellular signal transduction. The transcript is spliced from 6 exons. The record is from RefSeq and is a predicted model, not a curated record. Gene Ontology annotation, cellular component: plasma membrane. The coding region runs from base 327 to 1517 and encodes 396 amino acids.
UUCCAUUCUGGCAAAUGUUUGCUCUUUUCUCUCUGCUCUGGGGGUUGGGAGGGGAUGAGCUUCUCACGGAGUCUCUCUCUCUCUCUCUCUCUCUCUCUCUCCUCUUGGCAGUUUCCCCCCUACACUCCUCACACUUCACCAGGAGGCUGAGCGCAUAGCAUCUCCCUGAGCCACCUCUCUUGGGGCGCAUGGCACCAGGCUGAGUUCGUGCUUCCCACAGUGGACACUGUAGCCACAUCCAGGAAGAGCCAGGAGAAGUGGCAUGUGUUAGCUGUGGAUAACUGAGAGAAAGCUUAGAAGAAGAAGCUGAAGCCAGAGAGGUUUCUAUGACCAUGGAUGGGAUCACCCCGACCAUUUCAGAAAUCAGAGGGAGGAUCUUGGAAGCCAGGACUCUGCAGGUAACUGCCGGCAGCCUGGACAGAGAGAAAGACCAGAGCAGAGCCAUAUUUUCUGGGUUUGCAGGAUUCCUUGCCGUCCUACUGACCACUCUGAUCUUCUACAGCCUAUGGAACUGGAAUAAAUGGAAGAAGCAGCGACACAUUCCUUACUUCCGAGUUACCAUCACGCCCUUACUUUCUCUGUCUCGACCCAGACAAGGAGCCAAAAAUAUUUAUGACUCCUUACCCCAGAGGCAAGGAGAGCUGGGGAGACGGCAGUCAAGGAGUAACCAUAUUUUCAGUACCGAGAGCCUCCUUUCCAGAAAUUAUGAUAGCCCUCCUUCUGAUCCUGUGCCCUCCCAAGCAGGCAAUACCCUCUGGCUGUACAGAGACCAUACUCAUGCCAACAGCUAUGCAGUGGGCAUCUAUGACAAUGCCACGGGGCUCCAGAUGUGUGGGGACCUCACUCCCUCAGCACACUAUGUCAAUGUCAGAGCAGCCAGAGACUGCCUGAGCAUUUCUUCAGAGGAUUCAAGAGAUUACAUCAAUGUGCCCACAGCAGAAGAGAUUGCUAAGGCUCUAGCUUCUACUGACAGCACCCCCACGAGCCUCUUUGCCCUCCCAAGUGCCCAGGAGCUGGAGUCUACUGAGGAGAAAGACAAGGGCUGUGGGAAUGCCAGUGACCACAUCACUUUUGGGUCUCUAAGGUCUGAAAGCAAUGAUCCACUCAGUGAUGGGGAAGAUUCUUCGGAGACCUCGAAUGACUAUGUCAAUAUGGCAGGGCUGAAUCUUGAGACCAUCCAGGGGAAGCAGUCCUGUCUGGUUUUCCAGUGCUAUAGAGAUUACGAAAAUGUUCCACCAGCACACACCAAUGGAAACCAGCAGCAGGGGGAGGAAGAAGUGACAUCCUCAGACACAGAAGGCAGGAUGGAUGGUCCAGGUACCCACAUCCAAUUUGUUGUGAAAUCAGGGAGUUUCCUGGCUCUAGGGGAACAUGUGACCUGUCAGCCAUCUGCACAGAGUGAGAGUAGUCAGAUGAAACAUGAAGAAGAAAUGUCAAAUGACACUUCUAGUGACUAUGAGAAUGUGCUAGCUGUCAAGUCAGAAGACAGGGACUCCAAGCAGGGACCAGACACAUAACUCCUUCCUGAUGAAUUAGGACCCAGAAACCCAGCUGAAGAGCUCUGUGGAGUAGGCUAUGCUUGCCAGACCCAUGGCCACUACGAGGUCUGGUAAAGAUCGCUGGCCAUCCUUAUAUAUCUCAGUGGUUCAUUCAUGCACAGAAGUUAGGGAACUCACAAAAGCCAAUGUCUGAGAAAGCCAGAAGGGAAUUCUUCUCAAGCAGGGUGCAAUUAUCUCUCAUACCAACCUAAGAAUGUUUGCUGAAACUCCCUUAUAGGACAAUUAGUAGAUUAAAAAUGUAAUAGUACUUUAGUGAACAGUGGAAACAUGAAGUGGUCUAAAAUCAUCACCUUUGCGAAUACCAGCAGGAUGCAAAGUGAGAAUAUGGAUCAGUUUGUAAUCCAGGCAGAGGCCAAAAAGAAUGGAGAAGUCGGAGUUGGGGUGGGACAGCAGUUUCCAGUUGAAAAAGGGUGUGGACAAUCAAACGCUAGAGAAUAUGUGGGACAUUAGAACCGUCUUUCAUUGUACUAUCCACUUUAGAAAGGUGAUAGUUUCUCAGAAGCAUACACUUAUACAACCCAGCCAUUCCACUACUAGAUGUUUAUCCAAGAGAAUUGAAUAUUUGUGUUCAUACAAAAGCCCAUAUAUGCCUAUUUAUAGUAGCUUUUUUCAUAACUGCCAGAACUAGAAAUAACCCAGAAGUCCUCUAACACAUAAAUGGAAAAAUGAACUGUGGUAUAUCCAUGUAAUAAGGUUAUCUAUACUGAACAUAAAAAAGGAACGAACUAUUGGUUUGAGCAACAACACGGGCAAAUCUUAAAUGCAUUUUGGUAAGUGAAAGAAGUUAGACCUAAAAAAAAUCUACAAAUUGUGUGAUUCCAAUUAUAUGACAUUCUGGAAAAGGCAAAACUUUAAGGAUGGAAAACAGAUUAGCGUUUGCCAGGUUUAGGCAAAGGGAAGUUUACCACAAAGGAAUUUCUAGGUUAAUGGGGCUCUUCUGUACUGGUACUGUGGUGGCAAAUACAUAACUGUGAAUUUGUCAAAACACAAAAAACUAUAUAGCACAACGAGUGACUUUUAUUAUAUGUAAAAAAUUUUAAUUAACCACUCUACCAGGGGAAGCCAUAAUGGAAUGAAGAUUAAGACAAAUAAACCUAACUAUAUUACAGAUGGAUGAUAUAGCCUCACUGAAGGUGGGGGAGGAGCUGGCCUAAUUAACUUUGGAAAACUAUGCUUUCACUUGAAACUGUAAGAUAAAGACAUACAAACUGUACAUAAACACUGCACUCUAGUUGGUAAAUUCGUAUCUCAGAGGAAUAUAGUCUAGCAAUUCUGAAACUACGUUAAAUGUAUGCUAAGAUUGAACAAAUAAAUAAACGUAGAUAAGGAGAGACGGGUUUCUCACUAUCAGAAAAAGAGGUGACGAAUAAGCGAGUAGAAAAGGCUACGAUGAACUCUGUGGUGCCAGACUAGAUCUGGAGGUAUAGUUUGAACUCUUGUUUAUUUUAAUAUAUAUAUGAAUAGGGGCACCUGGGUGGCUCAGUCGGUUAAGCAUCUCCCUUUGGCUCGGGUCAUGAUCUCAGGAUCCUGGGAUCAAGCCCUGCAUCCGGCUCCCUGCUCA